AUCAACAAAUAUAUACAUACAGAUCCCCCAAACACCGCAAAACAGUCUCUCACAGAAUCCAAUUUCCAGUUUGUUUUUUUUUUUCCCAUGGCAAUAGCUGGCGCUUCCUCUUCAUUCGCUCUCAGUCGAUCUAGGUUUUCCGAUUUCCUUUCCGUUUCCGCUCCCAAGAUCUUUCUCUUCCAAUCCUCCAAGAUUGGAUCCGAUCUUCCCUCGAUUCGCCACGGAUUUCUUGGAUUCCGAAUCGCCUUUUCCCCAAGAAAGAAGAUUGUGCAUGCUUCUGUAGAUGGUGUGGAUUCGGUGGGUUCAACUUCAUUGAAGUCUGAGCAGGAUGCUGAUUAUGUUCCAAUGCCAAUUGUUCAAAUAGACCAAUAUUCAGAUUCUGAUGCAACAAUUGUGCAAAUUAGCUUUGGAGAUCGCCUUGGAGCUCUCAUUGAUACGAUGAAGGCACUAAAAGAUUUAGGCUUGGAUGUGGCAAAGGGAACUGUUACUACUGAGGGAUCAGCAAAACAAACAAAAUUUUUUAUUACACGAUUAGAUACUGGGCGCAAAGUUGAAGAUCCUGAUCUGUUGGAGAGUAUUCGAUUAACCAUUAUCAACAACCUGUUGAAGUAUCAUCCAGAGUCUAGUGAGCGACUUGCAAUGGGUGAGGCUUUCGGAAUAAAAGCUCCAGAAAAGAAGCUUGAUGUUGAUAUUGCAACUCAUGUACAAGUCAAAGAUGAUGGACCUAAGAGGAGCUUGCUCUAUAUAGAGACAGCAGAUCGGCCUGGGUUGCUAUUGGAAAUCAUCAAAAUUAUGGCUGAUAUUAAUAUUAAUGUGGAAUCCGCAGAGAUUGAUACAGAAGGUUUGGUAGCCAAGGAUAAGUUUCAUGUCAGCUACAGAGGGGCAGCGUUGAACAGUUCCCUGUCUCAGGUGUUGACAAAUUGCCUGCGAUACUACCUUCGGAGGCCAGAAACAGAUGAAGAUAGUUACUAGGGAUAAUGCAAUUGAUGUCUGUAUGUCAAGUUGUACAAUGUCACCUGUUGAAUCUGAAUGUAUCAGGAUAAUCAGUUCAUGUUCCUCACAACAUUUAGAGAUCUCUGGUAACAACUCUCUGAUUCCCACAAUUUUCAACAAUAAAUAAAUAGAUAAAAAAGAAGAUAAGAGAACUAGUUACUGGUUGAGCA
Camellia sinensis is the source of this 1163-nucleotide messenger RNA. It is a transcript of the gene ACR12, whose product is annotated as ACT domain-containing protein. Lineage: Eukaryota; Viridiplantae; Streptophyta; Magnoliopsida; Ericales; Theaceae. The record is from RefSeq and is a predicted model, not a curated record. Gene Ontology annotation, cellular component: chloroplast stroma; chloroplast thylakoid membrane.